Messenger RNA from Triplophysa rosa, 2916 nucleotides. It is a transcript of the gene amacr, whose product is annotated as alpha-methylacyl-CoA racemase. The record is from RefSeq and is a predicted model, not a curated record. The coding region runs from base 275 to 1540 and encodes 421 amino acids. Gene Ontology annotation, molecular function: alpha-methylacyl-CoA racemase activity. The transcript is spliced from 8 exons. Gene Ontology annotation, cellular component: mitochondrion. Lineage: Eukaryota; Metazoa; Chordata; Actinopteri; Cypriniformes; Nemacheilidae. Gene Ontology annotation, biological process: bile acid metabolic process.
AUUUAUGAAAUGUGCUCUGCAGAGCAGUUUGUCCGUUUAGGGCUACUAUAGAAACAACAUGGCGAAUUCCGUGCAAGGGGAAAUUCCGUGCAAGUGUAUGUCGAUAGAAAUAGCUCAUUCUAAGGUGUCCUAUGGUGUGAAGUGGGGUAGGUGAUGCUCAUUAUUUCUAAUUGGCCCAGAGGUCAUGGUGACACGGUGUGAAGAGGAGCAACUGAUUUGCCCUCCGAGUGAGAUUUCCUACAUUGCCGAAUGAAGACAAAUUAAUGCCCACUUAAUGGUAAAGUAUUACAAAAUAAAGCACACCAAACUACAAAUCCCAGUGUCCUUUGUGUUGGCGUCAUCCACACGCGCCGAGGCGUCUGGUCAAGUGCAAAGUUUAAAAGACCCCAUCAUGGCUCUGGCAGGGUUGCGAGUGAUCGAGCUGGCGGGUCUGGCCCCAGCGCCAUUCUGCGGGAUGAUACUGGCAGACUUUGGUGCAAGAGUGAUCCGGGUAGAUCGGACAAAAAUGGCAAUGACUGUAGACACACAAGCCCGAGGAAAACAAUCCGUGGCAUUGAACCUGAAAAGUCCUAAAGGUGUCGCUGUUUUGAAAAAACUGUGUGUCCAAUCAGAUGUGGUACUGGAGCCCUAUCGCAAAGGUGUUAUGGAGAAAAUGGGAUUAGGUCCCGACGACUUGCUAAAAGAAAAUCCACGCCUGAUCUAUGCUCGACUCACCGGCUAUGGUCAGAGCGGAUCUUAUUCCAAGGCUGCCGGGCAUGACAUCAACUAUUUGGCCAUGUCAGGGCUUCUAUCUAUGCUGGGUCGUAGCUCGGAGAAACCUCAUGCUCCAAUGAAUUUGAUGGCGGACUUUGCAGGAGGUGGUCUCAUGUGUGCGUUUGGGAUUGUGCUGGCUCUCUUAGAGAGGAGCAGGUCUGGACAGGGCCAGAUCAUUGACGUCAGCAUGGUGGAAGGUGCAGCAUAUGUGGGCUCCUUCAUGUGGAAGUCCCGCAGCAUUGGCCUGUGGAAUCAUCCACGCGGGGAGAACCUGCUGGAUGGUGGAGCGCCGUUUUACGAUACAUACCGUACUUCUGAUGGAAAGUACGUGGCGGUGGGUGCAAUAGAGCCCCAGUUCUACCAACAGCUUCUUCAGGGUCUGGAUUUGGAUCCUGCCGACUUGCCGGCGCAAAUGAACGUAUCCGAUUGGCCGAAACUCAGACAGACGUUCACCCACGUGUUUGCCACCAAGACACGAGCAGAGUGGGGUCAGAUCUUUGACGGGACGGAUGCCUGCGUCACCCCAGUGCUUUCACCGGAUGAGGUGGUCUCGCACCCCCACAACCGAGCGAGGGGGUCGUUCUUAAAGGACGCUCACGGGGAGAUUAGUCCCCGACCCGCACCCGUUCUGUCCCGCUCGCCUGCAGAACCCUCUCUCUCUCGCGAUCCCUUUAUUGGGGAACACACUCGCUCUGUGCUGCAGGAGUAUGGGUUUGAGAAAGAUCAGAUAGAAGAGUUUCUGUCUGCUGGUAUUAUAGAGUGCAAAGAAGCUAAAGCACGCUUGUAAAUUGAGUCUGGCAGGAGAUUCAUUAAGAUAAGCAACCAGUGAUUCAGUGCUGAAUGUCAGCAUGGAAUCUUAGCGACUGUGAGAAGGGCAUUUCGAAACAAAAAAUGGCUUCUUCUGAGCCAUUGGUGCCUAAUUUGAGAAUAACUGAUUUUAGGCUGUGAUGUUGGGUAAAACGCAGUAAAUAGUUAAAAGUCCAGUAAUUGCAGAGCUUUUGUGUAAUUGCUUAUGGGAAAGUCAAGUGGAAUUUAAUGAAAGCCAAUUAAAAAUAUUCUGUAACAGUUUAAACAUAGUUUUGUGGGGAAAAGCUCUUGUCAAGGAAAUUCAGUUCUGUUUCAAUUUAUAAAGACUAUUUUGAAUUAUUCACAAAAUGUGAGUGCAUUUUAUUUGAUUUGAUCAAAGAGUUUUGAAUUAAAAAUCCUGUAUUAAUAAGUGCUGGUAUGAAAUGCCCAGUGUGAGUCAGAGACUGUUUAAAUACGUGAGUUAUUUGCCUUUAAAUCAUCCUUUACAAAAUGUUGGCAAGCACUGGUGAACUAAAAUAUUGGUGUGAGAAUGCAACCAGUUUAUGUUUAAAAGUAAGAUGAUUUUUAUUCUUACCGAUCAUACCACCUGUUUAAAUGACAGAAAUUUGUAAUGAUACAGAUGCUCAUAUUUGCUUUUGAUGUUUUUUUGCAUGUGCAGCCUUUAUUUUGCACAAUAAUCUAUUAAAGGAGUAGUUCACCUUCAAAAUGAAAAUUCUGUCAUCAUUUACUCACUCUUGUCAUUUCAAACCUUUAUGACUUUCUUUCUUCUGCAGAACACAAAAGAAGAUAUUUUGAAAAAUGUUGGUAACAGAACAGCACGGCCCCCUAUUCACUUCUAUUGUAACUGAUGCAAGUGAAUGCAAGUUUUCUGUUCUGCGGAAGAAAGAAAGUCAUUGAAAUGACAAGAAGUUGAGUGAAUGAUGACAGAAUUUUCAUUUUGAAGAUGAACUGCUCCUUUAAGGGAUAGUUCAACCUAUUUUCUCACCCGCUUGUCGUUUCAAACCUGUAUGACUUUCUUUCUUCUGCAGAAGACAAUAAGAUAAUUUGAGGAAUGUUGGUAACCGAACAGUGGCAGUACCCAUUUACUUCUGUUGUAUGAACACAAAGCCAAUGCAAGUCAAUGGGUACCGCCUUUCUUCAGUUACCAACAUUCUUCAUUCAAAAUAUCUUCAUUUGUGUUCUGCCAAAGAAAGAUAGUCAUACAGGUAAGAAACAAGAAGGUGACUAAAACAUAACAACAUUUUCAUUUUUGGUUGAACUCUCUAAAUUCAGAGCUGAUAUUUUAAAGAUCAAUGUUUGUAUAUUUUCUUAUACUUGAAUGUAUUAAAUCCAGUGGAUUUGCACUGGGUAUAUUAA